Suillus paluster is the source of this 1110-nucleotide messenger RNA. RefSeq lists its product as uncharacterized. NCBI's taxonomy places the organism in Eukaryota, Fungi, Basidiomycota, Agaricomycetes, Boletales, Suillaceae. The transcript has a single exon. The coding region runs from base 61 to 1059 and encodes 332 amino acids. The record is from RefSeq and is a predicted model, not a curated record.
ACUCAAGGCAGCUUCUCGACUGACAAGGUUCUCUUCUUCAGUUUUAAGAUCACUGAGACCAUGUCCAAAGGCAAAGGCAAGGAAGUUGAGCCUACGGUGCUCCUCCCACCAAUGUCCAAUCCUUCUGCUGGCAGCGCCAACCCUUCUGCAUCUCUAUCCUCACUCUGGGGAUAUCUACUCCCAGCACUAAACCACAUCGUCCGCUCGCCCUCAAACUCAACAGAAAAAGCGCCCGUCAUCGACGUUUCAUAUCAUAUGGGCAUACACACAGCAACGUACAACUAUUUUACGAUGCAAGUCGAAGCUGUCAGCACCAACAAGGAGCGCGAGAGACUUACACCGAGCGGGACGGAUUUAUAUGAACAUAUCGACAAGUACUAUGCGGAAGUCGCUCGGGAGCUAUUACUCGGAGCUCCAGAGGAUGAUUCGUCGCUGAUCCAUUACAUCGUCCCGUGUUUCAACCGCUACGCCGCUGGCGCACACUCCGUGAACCGUCUCCUCAAUUAUGUGAACCGACACUAUGUGAAACGCGCCGUUGACGAGGACAGAGGCUGGCUCACUUUGAACGAUAUUUUUGAUGCUGUUGCGAAAGCUAUACAGGAUGGGGAUACGAAGGAGAAGAUUGCGAGUAAGCUGAAGGAGAGGCGGACGGAGGAGUUGAAGAAGUGGGGGUGGGAUGAAGGGGGGACGAGCGAGCAGCUUGCGCAGGCUGAAUCAUGUGCGGAAGCGGCGAGCCCGCUUGACCGUGUCAUACCCCUUUCUGCGCUGGCGCUGCGACGAUUUAGAACGGAAUUUAUGGAGCCUUUGUUGGCUGUCCCAAAAUUGAAGGGGAACAGGAGGAAAAAGCCCGGGGCUCGUGCAAACGGGAACGCGUCCAAUUUACCCAAGGGGCGCCUUGCGAGAGCUGUUAAGGAGUUGCUAGAAAAGCAAGAUGUGGAUGUGGAGGAGAGAAAACGACUGGUGACAGAACUUGCAAAUGCACUGCGUGUUACUGGCGUGCGUGAUGGACAUCCUCUACGGAAGAAGGUGGAGAAGUAUUUGAUGACGGGAAAUGUAUAGUAGCUUGAUCUCAAACAGGUGGACUUGGAUCACGACAGGAAAUGAGACGAU